This is a messenger RNA of Bufo bufo (common toad), 987 nucleotides long. RefSeq names its product olfactory receptor 10A7-like. The transcript is spliced from 2 exons. The record is from RefSeq and is a predicted model, not a curated record. Gene Ontology annotation, biological process: G protein-coupled receptor signaling pathway. Bases 1 to 987 code for a protein of 328 amino acids. Lineage: Eukaryota; Metazoa; Chordata; Amphibia; Anura; Bufonidae. Gene Ontology annotation, cellular component: membrane. Gene Ontology annotation, molecular function: olfactory receptor activity; G protein-coupled receptor activity.
AUGCCUGUAAGCCCAGCAGAGAAAAAGAGAAAGCACAGUUACCAAGAGAACAAUCGGACUGUGGUCUCAGAGAUUUUCCUUUUAGGAUUUCAGAUGAACCAAUGUUUAAGAAUUUUCCUGUUCAGCCUUUUCCUUGUGGUUUACUAUGUGACAAUAUGUGGGAACCUCCUUAUCAUCACCCUGGUGUCCAUCAGCAAGAACCUUCACACUCCAAUGUACUUCUUCAUAUCACAACUGUCCAUCAGUGACAUUUUAUUGACCACAAUUAUUGUCCCCAACCUGCUCCAUAUCCUGCUGAAUAAUGGGGGGACCAUCACUUUUAUUAAUUGCAUUAGUCAGUUUUACUUUUUCUGUACUUCAGAAGUAUUUGAGUGUUUUCUUCUCACAGUAAUGUCUUAUGACAGAUACUUGGCCAUCUGUAAACCACUUCAUUAUAACUCUAUCAUGACCAAUGCAUGGUGCAUGAAAUUGGGCAUCACCUGUUGGUUGUUGGGUUUUUCUGCAACUUUUAUUGACACACAAAUGACAUUAAAGUUACAAUUUUGUGGUCCAAAUAUUAUUGAUCAUUUUUUCUGUGACCUUGUCCCCUUGCUAGAAAUUGCCUGUUCUGAUACCUACAUCGUCCAUCUUGGAGUCUCCUUGCUAGGCAUACCAGCAGUCAUCCUACCAACCAUAAUAAUCAUUAUGUCUUAUGUUAAAAUUAUUUCUGUUAUUUUAAGGAUUUCAUCCAGUACUGGUAGACAGAAAGCCUUCUCCACCUGUAGCUCCCACCUCACUGUGGUCUCCAUAUUCUACUGCACUUUGUUUAGUGUUUAUGUUGUCCCAACAAAAGGACAGUCAUCAACCAUCAGUAAAAUCCUGUCCCUGCUAUAUACUGUAUUUACCCCGUUGAUCAACCCCAUUAUAUAUAGUCUGAGGAAUAUAGAGAUUAUGAAAGCGCUGCAAGAAAUAUUUCAUAAAUAUGUAUUUCGUGGCAAUUGUCCAUGA